This is a messenger RNA of Drepanopeziza brunnea f. sp. 'multigermtubi' MB_m1, 2301 nucleotides long. RefSeq lists its product as uncharacterized. The record is from RefSeq and is a predicted model, not a curated record. Gene Ontology annotation, biological process: N-terminal peptidyl-methionine acetylation. NCBI's taxonomy places the organism in Eukaryota, Fungi, Ascomycota, Leotiomycetes, Helotiales, Drepanopezizaceae. Gene Ontology annotation, cellular component: NatC complex.
AUGCACAGCAAUGGCAUGGCGCAUAUCUCGCAAGAGACGGCCAAUCUCGUCCUCGACGACGACGACGAGGAUGCCCGCCAUCGGGAUCCUUUGGUGGCCUACGACCCCUUACCACCACCGGCCCCCAGGUUGAAAAGCAAGGGUGUGAUAGCUACGGACAUCACGCAGCAAUUCACGCACGCCGCUCAGCAGCUUAAGACGGGAGAGCUGGUCAAGGAACCCUUCUUUACGCUGUUUGAGUCCGUGGGGGCUUUGGAGAUUAUGGACCCGAAGAUGGAUAGCGGUUAUUUGGAGCCCGGGGAGACGAUGGAGGAUGAUUACGACUUUGGGCAGGAGCUGCUGCCGGAGGAAAUCAUUGGCAUUAUUGACCAGUUGUUGUGUCAUGAGAUGGCGUGGCACAUGGGACAUCCGCUUUCGCAGACCAUCUUUACGAGUUUGUACAUUGAUAGGAUACUUUCGCCUUGUCCGUUGGAUAUCAACCAGACGUACUUCGAUCGGAGUGAGAGCUGUGACGAUGAGCCGUUGAUGCUUCGGGCACUUAGAGCGUAUUGUCUUGGUUUGAUCAAGACGUGUCACUAUGUCAACGAACGAGUACUGUCUGAGCAUAUGUAUGAGGAAGAAGACUUCGUCACGCAAACCUUCAAUCGAAGUCUGCUGGAGAGCAUCGAACAUGAAGCUAUCGUAGACCUCCUCGAGACUACUAUCGCCCUUCUCAUCGAUGCAGACGACAUAGAGCCCAUCAUGAAGAAGUCUAUAGAAUGUCGACUUCAGCUGCGGCUUCAAUUUCUAACAGCUGUCGAAGCAGCAGAUUCCCGAGUGUCGAAAGACCCCCAGAAGUAUUGGUCGGAGUUGUCGGCCUCUAUCUCGGAUAUCAAGUCAUCAAGUGCUUUUGGAAAGCCGGUCCCUUCUUCUUUUAGCGUCAAGAUACAACGGAAGCUUGCUAGUACCGUGCCACCGCGGCCUAUCGUGGAGGUCAGCCAGGAAGAUGCUUUGAGUCACUUGGAGAGACUUUGCUCAGAUGCUUCAGUUGCUGUUGAAGUCCUCGAGUACUAUGACAGCCACAGCCUCAUAACAUUCGUGUUCUUAUUCCAAGCUCGCAAGCCACAGCCAUCAGUGUACGUUCGCACUUUGCUGCAAUAUUACAUCUUCGCCGACAUGAUCAUCUUGGGUAAGCUUUCGAUCCGACACGUCCUCGACGAGGAUCUGGAAACCAUCGUUCUACCAGCAAACAAACUUCUCGAUCGCCUUAACGACGAAAUCGAAGUGCCGCACGAUCCUCGGCACAAAAUGUCCUCCCGCAUGGAGCUCUUCCGCUCCCGAGCAGCGAGCUCCUACCUAGACAUCAUGCGAGCGAUCUGCCAAAACCGGUGCCGUAUCCGGCGAACCCUCUGCCAUGCAAUCGUCGACUGGGACAACCUGCAAUUCGAUUCCGAAGAGCUGGACCUUGAGCUCCGUGAAUUCACACAAGAGCAGCCUGUUGUUGACACUGAGAUCUCGGCAGAGCCCAUCUACGCCUUCCCUCUAUCCUCCUGGUCGUACUUCUACAAGCUCCGCCUCAUGGAAUGGCUUGUCCAGAUGGGCUUUGAGCUGGAGACGUACCAGCCAGACGAGCUGGCAGGAAUGUACUGGCACCUACAAUACCUCACGAAAACCCGCGGUCGCCAUCUAGAACGGAUCAGAGGCUUUGUGGAGCGAGACUUGCGGACUUCGCUGCAGAACCGCGAGACGGCCAUGGCGCACCAUCCGCAGUUCAUGGCCGCGCUGAACUUCAUCAACUUCUCGUCCAUGGAAGCGGCAGCUACCUACGGGUUCUCCGACGCAUUAUCAUUACUGUUCACUGUUCUCGGUCGCCUGUCCUUGCUCAAAGUACCGCCGCGCCCGUACAGCGACGACACGAUGCGGUACGAAGUACGCAUGAAACCAUUCCAGAGCAUCGGCCUCCCUGAAGUGCCCCCCUUCACGGAGUUCACGAAAGCCGUCCAGCAGCCCGAUCUCUCUACCCUGGAUCUCCUCAAGUUCGCAGCCGAGUCGGCCGUGGGCGCCAAGAAGGGAUUCGAAUUGCUGAGUAAACUUGGUGCGGAGGAGGCGUUCUGCCAGGGCUCGUACGCGACAUGGCUGAGUAACGUCAAGGCGUGUCUGAAAGCUUGCAUCUUUACCGGUAUCAGUAUUGCUGCGGUGCGGAAGGCGGUCGAAGCUGCGGGGGAAGGGAACCGGGAGGUGAAGAUCAAGAUUGAGGUGCCGGAGACGGGGAAGGGCUAUCACGACUGGUGGGUUGUACCGAAGGUUGUUGCCGUACCUUGA